This is a messenger RNA of Phytophthora sojae, 3060 nucleotides long. RefSeq lists its product as hypothetical. Gene Ontology annotation, biological process: chromatin remodeling. The annotation marks the transcript as partial. Lineage: Eukaryota; Oomycota; Peronosporomycetes; Peronosporales; Peronosporaceae. The transcript has a single exon. Gene Ontology annotation, cellular component: chromatin; nucleus. Gene Ontology annotation, molecular function: DNA binding; chromatin binding; ATP hydrolysis activity. The record is from RefSeq and is a predicted model, not a curated record.
AUGAGCAGCGACGAGGAGGAGGAGAAACCUAAGCCCAAGCCGAAACCCAAGAAGAAGGCGCCGACGAAGGGUAAAGCGAAGGGCAAAGGCAAACGCAAACGCUCGUCAUCGGAAUCUAGUGAAAAUUUGUCGGGUGAAGACAGCGAAGUGGAAGUGGUGGAGACGAGACCGAAGCCCGACUCAGACGGGUUCAUUAUUGACAAGGUGUUGGGCCGCGAGGUGCAUACGCUCAAGGAGUGGAAGAAGAUGUGCUGGAACAAGAACACGCGCUUCCUGACGCAUUGCUCCAUUUUCCUGCCUAAUGAAGAAGACGACAAGCCGGAAGAAAUGCAGGAGCAGAAAGAGAAGGAGGAUGGUGACAAGCCCGAUUCGGAAGCGGUUGAAUCAGCAGCGGAGACGGCGUCCACGCCCAAGGCUAGCACAGACGACGACGAGGUCGAAGACGCUGGAGAGGAGCGUUUUCUGAUCAAAUGGAAGACUCUAUCUUACCUGCACACCAGUUGGCAAACGGAAGAUGAAUUAAUGGAGACAGACAAGAACGCAAAGGGCAAGAUCCAGCGCUUCAGCGAGAAAGAACACCGAGCUCUUUAUACACAGGAAGUGCAAGGUGACGAGUACUUCAACCCGGAGUUCCGAAGUGUCGACCGCAUUCUUGAAAUUAGAGACCGGCCGCUGGACGACUUUGCUCCGGAUGAUGCGGAAGAUGGCGAGCAGAAGUUUCAGUAUUUCUUGGUGAAGUGGAAGGCUCUAUCUUAUGACGACAUCACAUGGGAGCGGGAGGACGAUGUGGGUGACGACGCGGCGGUGCAGCAGUACAAUGAUCGAAUUGUCCGAGCUGCAAAACGCUUUAGGAAGAUUGCCCUCGCGAAGCACCUACCGAACAGCAAGCGCAAAAACUUCAGGGGUUAUACCGCCGAGGCGCCACCGCCACGCAGGAAAGAACAAAGCUUCCAGCUGCGUGACUAUCAGCUUACUGGCGUGAACUGGAUGCUGUUCAACUGGUACCAGAAGCGCAACUCCAUGCUUGCUGACGAAAUGGGCCUCGGCAAAACUGUGCAGACAGUGAUGUACAUCAACCAUCUCGCGGUUGUCGAGCGUACGCCAAACCCGUUCAUUAUCGUGGCACCACUGUCGACGCUAGGCCACUGGCAACGUGAAUUUGAGUGCUGGACCAACCUGAAUGCUGUGGUGUACCACGGCUCAGCUGCUGCGCGAGAUAUUUUGCAAAACUAUGAAUUCUUCCUAACAGAGGAUGAACUACUGCGCGCCGAUGGGCUGUCCGGAAAGACGAACAGCAACGGUAAAAAGGCUCCCCCACGACCGAAGCGAAACUGCUAUCGAUUUGAUGUGUUGAUCACGACGUAUGAAAUGGCAUCUGCUACGGACCUCUAUAAGCUGGCACAAAUUAAUUGGCAGCUGAUGGUCGUGGAUGAAGCUCACCGUUUGAAGAACCGGAAUUCGAAGCUGUCUAAUCUGCUGCAUACAAGAUUUACGUUCGAAAAUAUGCUGCUGCUGACGGGUACGCCGCUUCAAAACAAUGUGGAGGAGCUGUGGGUGCUUUUGAACUUUCUCGACGACAAGAAAUUUAAUUCCAAGGAGGAUUUCCUCGAGAGUUUUGGCGAGUUAACGGAUUCCGCACAGGUUGAACGCUUGCAUUCUGAGCUGAAGCCAUACUUGCUGCGUCGUAUGAAGGAGGAUGUGGAGAAGUCGCUUGCCCCCAAGGAAGAGACCAUUAUUGAGGUGGAGCUCACUGUGCUGCAGAAGCAAUACUACCGCGCUAUUUACGAAAAGAAUACGGAGUUUCUCUCAAGGGGUGGCAAGAAGGGAGACACCCCCAGCUUGAUGAAUGUUCUUAUGGAGCUCCGCAAGUGCUGCAACCACCCCUUCCUUGUUAAGGGUGUGGAGGAGCGCGAGGUGAAACGGCUGGCCAAACAGACCUCUGUGUCUAAGGAGGAUAUUCAACGACAAAUUCGUGAGAGUCUUGUGGACACGUCUGGUAAGCUAGUCCUGCUGGACAAGCUGCUUCCACGCCUAAAAGAAACUGGUCACCGCGUGCUGAUUUUCUCUCAGUUCAAGAUUAUGCUGGACAUUAUUCAGGAUUAUCUGGCAUUGCGUCGUUACAACUGUGAGCGCAUUGACGGCAACAUUACGGGCAAUGAGAGGCAGUCGGCUAUUGAUCGAUUCUGUCGAAAAGACAGCACCUCAUUUAUUAUGCUGCUGAGCACUAGGGCAGGUGGUGUGGGUAUUAACUUGACAGCAGCAGACACUGUCAUUAUCUACGACAGCGACUGGAAUCCCCAAAACGACCUUCAAGCGCAAGCUCGCUGUCAUCGCAUCGGCCAAAAGAAAAGUGUGAAGAUUUACCGGCUGCUCACGUCGAAAACCUACGAGCUGCACAUGUUCCACAAGGCGUCGUUGAAAUUGGGACUAGACCAAGCGGUGCUUGGAGGGAUUAAGAAUGACGACCCCGUUGCCAAACUCAAGGGAUCGGCGAAAACGAGCAAACCAAACGAUCGAAUGUCCAAGGAGGAAAUCGAGAAUUUGCUGAAGCAUGGUGCUUACGAAAUGUUCAAAGAGCAGGAAAGUGAGGCUGAGGCUGCAAGCAAGAAGUUUGGAGAGGAAAGCAUCGAUCAAAUUCUAAGCCGAAGUACCACGAUCGUGCACGAUCCCACACGAGACGCCGAUGGGAACGAGAAGAAGAAUGCGAUGUCAUCAUUUUCGAAGGCCACUUUCGUGAGUUCGACGAACCCAGACGAAGAGGUAGAUAUUGAUGAUCCCAACUUCUGGACCAAGGUGAUCGGCUUAAAUGGAGUGGAGGAACAGAAGAAGGAGGAGCCUUCGCCCUUGCAAAAGAGGCGUUGUCGCCGAAAAGUGAAAUCUUACCUGAUUGAUGAUGACAAGGCCUUCAUGAUGGACGACAGCGGAGAUGAAGCGUCUUCGUCACGUAAGAAAAUAUUCCGAGAGCUAGGCGUACAGAAGGAUGAGGAGUUUGUAAUUUCUGAUGAUGACGACGACGACGAUGACGACUCGAGUGAUGUGGCUAUGGCGAAGGAUGAUUUA